Geodia barretti is the source of this 5550-nucleotide messenger RNA. NCBI's taxonomy places the organism in Eukaryota, Metazoa, Porifera, Demospongiae, Tetractinellida, Geodiidae. The record is from the annotation of a GenBank genome assembly.
UUCUAUUUUACUGAAACACGUCAUCGACGCGACCGAAUUCGAAGCACAUAUGUUUGGCGGAGCCAUCGCUGCUGCGCUGAAUUGACUUCCGCAAUCGAACGCGCCUCCUCUAAGCAGCAGGAUCAGUAUCGCCCGGCGGCCCCGCGUUGUGUUUCGUGCAUCUUGUGUUGCGACGAUGGCGUUUGAAGUGGCGCGCCGCCAGCUGCUGAGCAGCAGUCCGGAAUAACGGCCGGUGUCUCUGCAGACGACAGCCCGAACUCCACCAACGAAAUUGACCGUUUGCUCAAUGAGAUACUGAACGACCCAAAUGUCUUUUCCCUCAUCGAUGCAUCUCCGACCUCUUCCUCUUCUUCGGCGCCUUCUCCGCCGUGCUACUCUCCCAGCCCGCUGCAGCUGGAGCAAGAAGCGCUCGCCGCCCUCGGACGAGUCCAUCGCGACCCGGAAAGAUGUGAUGUCACUCCUGAGACUCCCAGCCCAAGAACUCCGUCCUCGUCCACCGAUGACCACCACGCCUUCUUCCCUCAUUCCCCGCUCUCGCUACCCUCACCGUCCCACCCUCACCCCACCACCCUCCCCAUCUCACACUCCUCCCCCUCCUCCUUGUCUCCCCAUCUCCAUCAAGUACCGUCCGUCCAGCCACAAACUUCGCCAGUUCUGAGAAACGUUGAAGUGUCCAUAAGUUCAAACUUUAGCGACCCUCUCCUGCGAGGCAACGUAGGAAGACUUCUCUCUCUGUUGGACCACGGUCUUGCUAUAGUCUUUCUGUACAACCUGAACCAAGAAGUCCAGGUGCCCAUGAGUUGCGUGGAGUUUGUCAGCCCAAACCCUGGGGAUUUGGUUAGGAUCAUCCAGGGCCCUUUCACUGGGUUUGCGGGCUGGUUGGUAAACUCUUACGGAAAUCACCAUCAUCUCCAACUGAUGAACGGAACUUACGCCUACGUGGCCGCAAACAGCAUUGCAAAACUGGCCAUUGAAAUAGGGACGCCAGUGGCAACACCCACCAGUCCUCACCCUCUCCCUUCCCCCGCCUCUCCCUCCACUCCAACUGCCACCUCUCCCUUUCUCUCUCCCGCGUCACUACCAAACGGACAGUUCCCUGCCUUCCCAUGUCCCACUUCCUAUCCCCCCAGCCCCCCUGCCUAUAUCAACGGGUUCACAACCGUAAUGAGCCCACACCGAGCUACUCCCGCAUACAUCCACGCGCCCUACCCCAGAAAUCUUCGCCGGCCGCUCACCGCCUGUCCCAACGGAGCAAUAAGAACACCUCUGUCGAAUCCGACAAUGUCCGAUCAUUUCCACAGACGGAGGAUGGCUAUCCAGCAGCAAGAUGCCACCGCGGCCCAGCAGCAGCGCCGUCCAACGCUAGCCCUGCGAGGGAAUGCUCUCAACGCCAGUCGAAGUGGUGGAAAGACUGUGCGGGGGGACCACGACUACAGGAGCCUCGUGAAGUACCUGGAGAGACCCACUCAGGAUAUUCUGGAGGAAGUGCGAGGGCGGAAGAUGAUGGAGUAUGACUUUGGCUCCACAGGCGAUGGUGGAGACCUGUCGUCAAACUGUAUUCAAGUACCACUCAUCUGUCCAGCUAAGUCAGAGAAGAAUGACUUUACCGUGCAGAGGUGUACAAUGCAAGCAUCCUCAGUGUUUUGAUGCAGAGGCAUACAUAGAGUACAACAAAUGUGUCGUAAGACCAAAGGAUAAGAAGUGUGCGGCCUACAAGUCAGUGAAGCAGCAGCUCUUCAAGUGUCCACUCUGCACCAAGUACCUGCCCUUCUCACAUCUCCUUGUUGACCAGACUCUACUACAAAUCUUGCAAGACACCGACGAUGACGAAAUAGAAUUCGACAAGACUGGGUCGUGGAAACCAGUGGAGAAAAAAUCUGCAGAUGAUGUCAUAGACCUAACAAUGGAAGACGAAGAUAAUUGUUCACCAUAGGCCAUCAUCUCUUAAUUCCUCCCCAAAUACCAUCUCACACAUAUCUAUACAUGCCAGUUUCGUAUUGUUGAGUUGUGUCAAAUCACUAGAUAGUGAAGAAAACACGUCAAUAAUCACUGGAAAAUGUCACAAAAAUCACACAAAAAAACAAUGUAGUUUUCAGCUGCUGAUGGGAAAAAACAAAGAUUAGAACGAAAAAAAGUGAUGACGCUAGAAUACUGAGUCAAGGAUCGAUGGGAUGCUACUCGAUCAUGCUCUGCUGAUAUUGUCUUGUGGGGUAUAUGGUCAAGUGGCUGACUUAUGUUGCUGAAGGAUGCAGUUGAACACUGCACAUUACUGUUGCCACACCUGCCUGCAGGGAGCGAGAUGUUGAGCAGUGUGUAGCUGCUGCUGCUGGUGACACUUUCCAGGAAACUGGGGUGGUGGGGGAAACUGCAUCCUGUCGUGCAGCAGCAUUUUUGAGAGCAGGGAGCGAUCUGGAGGACAGUCGGCAACGCUAGUGCUGUCCAUUUUUACAUUGCCCAUAACUCCCAAGAUCUUGAGAUGGGAAACAAAGUAGUUUGAGGUUGCUAUCAUAGAUUUCAGAGAUGGUUGGAAGGCACUUGUGUUUCUUUUGAUUGCCACCCCACAUCGACAACCUGAAACCAACACCACGAGCUCACAGUCAGGUUCCAACGAGCGGUAGUAGCCAUCGUCUCCCACGUAUGUCCCGUCCCCGCGCACCACCACCGCGAAUUUCUUGCACCGCAGAAAGAAAAAGUACUGGAAGAGGAUGGCCCGCAUAUUGUCGUAGCUGUCGGCAACGAUGUUCACAAAGUAGUCUCGAGGGAUCCACGGUUCACCCUCGAAAAACACUUUGUGCUUCUUGCGCUCCGCCAUUCCACUUUCAUCAGAAGAAGACGACGGCCGACGACGGGGCCCCAGAAGCCAGCCGCCGCGGAUUUUGCAAACACGUGUGCUACGUACAGCGCAUGCGCGGCGACGGAUUACCAACUAUAGGGUCAAAGGACAAUUGUUAACUCUUUUGUGGCCCUUAGACUAGGAAGUAGGAAGCUGAAUUAGCCAUGGAGUUUGAUUCUGAUGACGAGAUGGAACAGUUCCAGGUGACACAGGACGACCUAAUGCCUCGUAGAAGAAGAAAAAUGACGAAAGAAGACGUGAUCUAUGGGAUGUGGGCGGAGCACGAUUCAGAUGAUGACAGAGGAGGAAGAGGAGGUAAGGAUUACAGCCGUCCCGUGGGGUUUGUGUCUGCUGGGGUCCAUGGAGGGUCAAAGGGAGGCGAGGAAGAGGGAGGCUCAGAAUCAGAAGAAGAGGAGUCGGCGACUGAGCAGUUUCUGAAGGACCUCAUGGUCCAGAGGGAGCAGAAGGUGAUGGAGAAAGGGGGAGAGAAGGUGGGUGUGGGGAAGUUCCAGCAGGCCGGGCUGGAUGAGAACAAGAGCCUGCACAUGAAGACACCCACAACCACAGCAGCGUCUUCGUCAAAUGAAGCUUCCAAGCAACCGCAGAAGCAGAGAAAACAGAGAUAUGCUCCGCAAUCUAUGGAUCGGGAGUUUGGAAGGUGGGAGAAACACAGUAAAGGUUUUGCAACAAAAAUGAUGCAGAAGAUGGGCUGGAGGCCUGGACAAGGUCUUGGGAGAGAAGGAGAGGGUAUCGUGAAUCCAGUGAAGGCAACCAAACACACUGACUUUGGCAAAGGAAUUAAAGUGGUAUCUGGGCAGCCUGUUCCGCUGGCUGAUGCUGAGGCAGUGGACGAAGAAGAGGAGGAGGAGAGAGAGUUUGAGCAACAGUUGAGUCAGUGGAAGAAGACGGAAGUUGGUGGGCAGGCCAAACCAAAAUACAAUGUCAAAACCUUUGAAGAACUGACGAAGUCAAAGCGGUGGAUGUCACUGUCUUCAGAGUCACGAUCCCAUACCGCCAUGAAGGUGAUUGACAGAACGGGACCCAAACCGAGAGAACUGUCCAGCUACGAGGAGAUUUACGAUCGUCCUCUCCAUCCUGAAGAGAAACUGCCUGAAACGAGUGCAGUGUACAUGCCUGAACUGCUGCACAACAUUGAGAGACUGGUUUUAAAGACCGAGGAGGCAAUACUCAGGAACGACAGAACGCUCCGCUACAACGAAGACCUGCUGGUGAACCUCUCACACGAGAGAGAAGGGCUGGAGGAAGAGGUGGACAUCGAGGAGAGACAGAUCAAAACUCUCUCUGAUAUCUUGGAGGCUGUCACUCUGUGUGAGACUCGACUUUCUGCUGGAAGAGGAGGAUUCUCUCUCGGCGAGUGUGAGGAGCUCAUGACUCGUCUGAAGGACAAGUACCCCGAAGAGUACAAGGUCUACGAGCUGUCGUCCCUCGCAGUGGCUGUUGCCUUUCCUCAGAUCAAGGCCGUGUUAGAGACAUGGGACUUGGCGGGAGACCCUGAGAAGCCUGUUCCGGUAUUUGCCAGAUGGCGGCAUCUGCUGAGGGAGACUGAGACCUCCUCUACCGCAAUACCUUCCUCUGACAGCAUGGACCCGUACGACCGCCUGGUGUGGGAUGUCUGGAUGCCAAAGUUCCGCCAUUUCCUCUCCUCCCUCUCUCUCCUGGAGUUCUCCGCCGUCAUUGACCUCCUCGAGAUGUGGAUGCCUCUGCUACCGACCUGGCAGAUGGAGAACAUUCUAGAGCAGAUGGUCCUGCCUCGCCUGCAGCACGGGGUCCAGAACUGGGACCCCACGACCGACACCGUCCCCUUGCACACCUGGGUACACCCUUGGCUACCCCUCAUGGAGAGAAAGUUGGAGCUGCUCUACCCGACCAUCCGUCACAAGCUAGCCAUUGCCCUCAACAACUGGCACCCUUCAGACCUGUCUGCCCACAAGAUUCUGGAGCCCUGGGUCCAGGUGUUUUCUAAGGAGACCAUGGAGGCUUUCGUUGUUCGUCACAUCCUCCCCAAGUUGGCCUACUGCAUCCAGACCAUGGCUAUAAAUCCACACAGCCAGGACAUAAGUCCAUUUGAAUGGGUGAUGACAUGGAGAGAUAUGCUGCCCGCUCACCAAUACGCCUCCAUGCUAGACCAGAACUUAUUCCCAAGAUGGAUGCAGGUCUUAUCCUCGUGGCUGAGUAACAGUCCAAACUAUAACGAAGUCACCAAGUGGUACUCUGGAUGGAAAAGCAUGCUGGACCCUGGGCUACUGAAUGAGCCUUCCAUCAAACGUCGAUUGGGGCAGGCUCUGGACAUGAUGAAUCACGCUGUAUCUGGGACGUUUGUCCCGGGAGUUAGAGAAAACAUGGCUUACUUCACCAGCAACGAACGGAGAUCAACUGCGGUUGGAAGUGAAGCUGUUGGAAGACAGAGGGUUUCGGCAUUGCAGAAUGCCAUCAGUGCACCGGUUUCUGUCAGUUUCAAAGACAUUAUUGAGAAACUGGCAGAGGAGCACGGCAUACUGUUCAUGCCUGUACCUGGACAGAAGAGGUACGAGGGGAAGGCUCUGUACCACUUUGGUCGGGCUACCGUCUACCUCGACAGAGGAGUUGCAUUUGUAUCGAGAGGAGACAGAUGGGCCCCAACGUCACUGGAUGAACUUGUUCAACUUGCUAUAAUAUAGCUGAUUAUUUUCUUUCCUUCACCAAUGCAUUAUUAUUAA